UUCGUAUCCUAAUAAUCUGUGGUCAUUUCACAUUUUCAUUAGCUUUGGUUUUUGAUUUAGUUUUUCGGAUUGUGUGAAUUUUAUUCAAUUAAUUUUAUCGUGUAAGAAUACAUGAAUAAAAAAUAAAUAGUACUAGAAUUUAUAAUAAUACUUAAAUAUGGUGCUUUUAGACCGGAGUUCUUAUUUAUAGCGCCGUGGCGGGUUGUGAGCAAGGUGCGGGCGGGGCAGGCUCAGGCGGCGGGCGGCCCGGCGACACCAUUCGCCGCGUCAAAGUGAAGAUGUCCUCGGUGUCCGCACAGGGCGUCGUGGAGCGCGCCUCGGCGGAGCUGUCGCGCCGCAUCACGGGGCUGGGUCUUCGCGGCCGCAAGCGCUCGCCCGGCGUGGUGGAACGCGUGGCCAAUGCGUUAUGCGGGCCCGCCGCCGCCGCCGCACCGCGCAUCCCGCGCCGGCGCCGCCCCUCGCCGCGACCGCUCGUGUGGAGCCAGUUCAUUCUGGAAGACAGAUUCCUCGAGAAAUUUUUCCUUUAUUUCAACGCAAUCGAGAGGAAAUCACUGGCACAAGUGUGUACAAAAUGGCGUGACAUCCUAUACUCCACGCCGCGGUGGUGGUCCGGUUUGGUGGCAGUGAUGGACUGUCGGGACAUGAGAUCGGAGUCCGGCUGCUGUAUGCAGAGGUUUUACAACUCUGUAGUGAGGAGAGGAAUACGAGGCAUCGUUUUAGUAUCUGCCACCGAUGAUGAUAUAAAUGAGUUCAUCAAACAGUUUCCCGUAUCGGCACACCAUGUACAUGCAAUCGGUUUGAAAGGAUGCACAAUUACUGAUCGCGGAUUAGAAGCUGUAUUGGAUCAUUUACAGGUACUAUUUGAGCUAGAACUAACUGGCUGCAAUGAAAUAACGGAGGCUGGUUUGUGGGCAUGUCUAACUCCUCGAAUUGUCUCACUUACGCUUACUGACUGCAUUAACAUUGCUGACGAGGCUGUGGGAGCAGUCGCACAACUUUUGCCUUCAUUAUACGAGUUCUCGUUGCAAGCCUACCACGUAACGGACGCGGCGCUCGGCUAUUUCUCACCCAAACAAAGUGCAUCACUCAGUAUAUUGAGGCUACACAGUUGCUGGGAGCUAACUAACCACGGUGUUGUCAAUAUCGUGCACUCGCUGCCGAACCUGACAGUGCUGUCCCUGAGCGGCUGCAGCAAGGUGACAGACGAGGGUGUGGAGCUGCUGGCCGAGAACCUGCCGCGCCUGCGCAGCCUCGACCUGAGCUGGUGCCCGCGCGUCACCGACAACGCGCUCGAGUACAUCGCCUGCGACCUCAACCAGCUCGAGGAGCUCACGCUUGACCGGUGCGUGCACAUAACGGACAUCGGCGUGGGCUAUAUCAGCACGAUGCAGUCGCUGGUGGCGCUGUUCCUGCGCUGGUGCUCGCAGGUGCGCGACUUCGGCGUGCAGCAUCUGUGCGGCAUGCGCUCGCUGCAGCUGCUGUCCUUGGCAGGUUGUCCUCUACUUACCUCCGGCGGUUUGUCGAGUCUCAUCCAACUGCGACAACUUCGCGAGCUGGAACUCACGAACUGUCCCGGUGCGUCUCCCGAGCUCUUCGACUAUCUCCACGAGCACCUACCGCGAUGCCUCAUCAUAGAAUAAGGUACUACGAUCACACACACUUGUACGACUAUAUCAGGGAUGACCAACCUUUCGAACGUCAUGAAUGUGAGUAAUUUAAUUUCAAUUACAAAUAAAAAACAGUUUCCGAUAAAAAAAAAAUGAUUUCUUAAUUAUUAUUAUUAUUGGCGUGCACGAAUUAUUUUAUAGGUAAUGUGUAUGACACCUGUCAUAGGUUGUCAGAGGUUGGCCAUCUCUGGACUAUUUGAUUCUGAACCUGCACAUAAUAAUUAACAUGGCAGAGUAUUUUAUAGGUUUCAUGUAUGGCUGCGUGGCUUUAUAUCGCAUUUCAAUUUUUUUUUUUAUUUACAUAUAAAAAAGGAAUACAACAUGAUAAUUUUUCCUCUUUCUCCAUAAGCAGAAAUAUUUGCGGGUGCAAAAUUCCUUGCAUAUUUGUUUAUUAGCUAUUUAGUUAGUAUGGAUAUAAUAUAUGCAGCCACUACAAAUAACCUAACAUUUCAACAUUACGUAAUAGCCAUAAAAUAAACGAAAAACAUCAAUUUACUGUAAUAUGUGCAUUUAUACAUAAACAAUUAAAAUCUGUUGAUUUGUCAAUUUGCUAAACCGGUGACAUAUACAGAGUGUCCCGUAAUUAAUGGACAAAACGCAAACUGGUGUAAUUAGAUGGUGGUAAAACACCACCAUCUAAUUAUCUUAAACUAAUAUGAAUAAUUACAUUGAAAACAUUUUAACCAGCAACUUUGUAACUACAAAAAGAAGACACAAGUUUAAUACCAAUUUACCAACCUUUAUAAGGGUACAGGUUUUUAAAAUGAUAGGACAAUUUUUUUUAUUCGGGUCAUCUUAAUGAAAGAAAAAUAAUUAUUGCACUCAAAGUUUCUUCUUAUAAAACAAAUAAAACAGUAUUUACAAAAAUAGUAUUACAAUAGAUUGGUAUUUUUGGAAAACUACUCAAAAACUAGGUAUUUGUAUCUACCGUUUGCGUUUUAUCCAUUAAUUACGGAACACCCUGUAUAUGGAUAAAUAGUCGAUGUCGUUGGAAGUGUUUAACAGACCUGGAGAGACCUAUUUCAUAUAACAAACCAAAACGUACAAUUUGUAUAAAAUAUUUGAAUUACAAUAGAGCAGUUUGUAAAUACAUAGUAUAUGUUGGGAAGAGUCAAUUUAUAAAAUGUUUGCGCAUUUCCAAGCUACUAUAUUAUAUUAUACUCUUUGCAGAUGCCUGAAAAGUGUUGCAUUUCAAUAAACCUACUUAUAAAUAAGAUAAAAAUGGUACUUUAUUAUUAUAAAUCAAUCCAAUAUUACCUUUAAAUUGGUAUUUUUUUUAUAUAUUCCCACGUAGCUAAUUGGUUUUUACUAUAAAAAAAAAUAAUGAGUGUUGCUGUAUAAUUAGAUUUAGUGUUUAACUUUUCACUAUAGUAUGUAUAGAAUAUUUGUUAUGGUUGUGUCCUAUUUGUUUUUUAAAUUACAAUUUAUAGUGUAGUGCACUAUAGGAUAGUGCGGGUAGGAUGUGUCAGUUGACUUAACGUGAAAUUGUGUAAUCGAAAUAAAGGCCAAUCAACACCUGGGAAAUUCUUUCACACCAAUGGUUUUGGAAUCAUCAUCAUCAUUAUUAACAAUCCAUAUUCAACUCCCUGCUAAGCUCGAGUCUUCUCUCAGAAUGAGAGGGGUUAUGCUAAUACUCCACCACGCUGGUCCAAUUGGCAGCCUUCACACACGCAGAGAUUUAAGAAAAUUCUCUGGUGUGCAGGUUUCCUCGCGAUGUUUUUCCUUCACCGUUUGAGACACGUGAUAUUUAAUUUCAUAAAAUGAACAUAAUUGAAAAGUUGGAGGUACAUGCUCCGGACCUGAUUCGAACGUACGUAAUAUCCAUUAGGCUAUCACGUUUUCAGUAUCAGUAUCAGUUUUGGAAUAAUUUCCAUUAAUGUAGACCCUAUUUUUAAAAAUCUUUAAUUGUUUAUAACUUGCUAUUUAUACGUGCGGGUCUGAAAUUUUCGCACAUUUUUCUAGACGUCAUGACGAACGAACGAACACGUAUUUUAUUCGCGGCAUCAGUAUUUAACACUGUUUCCCAGAUGUUGAUGGACCUAGUAAAUUGAUAUUGCCUAAGGGUCGGUUUUUAAAAUAUAUAGAAAAAGAUAUUAAAGUCUAAGAUAUACCCUCAUCUGUUAUUAAUUAUUAGUAAUGAAAAAUGAUAGAUAGUAUUCACAGUGACACUUUGCAAAUAGGUUGCCUAUAGUAUUUUUUUCCUUACAUGGCAAAAAAGGUAAACAAAGAUCCGUCGUCACGACAUUCACAUAUUUCUCACAAACCGUCCGUUUAAACUAAAUCAUUUAUAUACACAUCACUUCAUUUAACGCGCACACCGCGAAUUACAUAAAAACUGCUUGUAAUUAACUAUUAUAUCACAUUUAUUUCACUAAAAACGAAAUCACAACAAGUUUUAUUUCUACAGAUUAACGAAAAUGUUGCGAAUUUGACAUUUCGUAAUGCUAGAUUGUCUAUGAAUUGAAGAGACGGGAAAGAUACAUGAAAUUAUAACUUGUCGAUAAUUAUGUACAUAUUUUUUUAUUUUAAUAUUUGUGUCCUUUGUGGCUUAUAAAUAAAAUAAAUGUGUAUCUUUAUUAACACAGCACCAAAGAAUAUAUUAUACUCCAUGGAGAAGAAGUAAAUCUACAUACAUGAAAACGUUGGACAUAGCAGCGACAUUAUUUCCGCAUACGAAUAUUUUUUCAUAAAGUCAGUGGCAAUUUUAAAUGGAGAUUUUUGAUUUUAAAAUAGUUGAAGGACCUAAUUGAGAAAAAACAAAUAAUAAUUUAAAAAAAUAUAUACAACCGACUUCAAAAUAUUAACGUACCCACGAAAUUAAAAAAGGGAAAAAUAAUAUCAUUAUAUUUUCUGCCAAGCCAGUGUAUUCAAUCUAUUAAUUCAAGGUGUACCGUAAAGAUUUUUGUUUCUCAGACAUUAUUUUUGUCUGUCAUGUGUUUUUUUCAGUAACGACUUAAGUCAACAUCAGACGGGCUUGGCAGCGACUUCAAAAUGAUCAAUAAGUAGAAAAUAUAAUAAUGUUAUCUUUCCCUUUUUAGUUUCGUGGGUACGUUAACAUUUUGAAGUCGGUUGUAUUUUUUCAUCAUAUUUUUUUUUUAUAUUUUUAAUAUACCUAAUAAAUAAAUCAAUCCAUAUGAAAUUCAACCUAAAAUCCACCCAUCUGAAAGUCGGAAUUUUCGGUUAGUUAUAUUAUUGUUAGUCAUACACUACUCAGCAAUCAGCAAUAAUAUAACAACCAAACAACAAAUAAAUAACAAGACUAACAAUUGCAAACGAAACAAAUAAGUAAUGAUGAUAUGGAACAAACAUUGACACGACCUCACUGUGAGCAUGGAAGCGACAAUGUGGCACUUUUUGCUCGCAGUUAACUCAUCCUAAACCGAGCUUAACCGAUAUUAUUAUUAUUACUAUGUCCAACAUUUUCAUGUAUUUCAUGAUUCACUUCUUCUCCUUGGUGUAUAUAUUCUUAAAAUGAUAUUUAAUUUCCUAAAAUGCACACAACUGAAAAGUUGGAAAAUGAAACGAAUACGGAACGUAUUCGUUUUUUAAGAUGACGUAUAGUAACGGAUAUUUUAGUUGAAUUAUUUCAGAUAUAACGAUACCUACUUGAUAUCGUUACGAUGCCCGCGGUUAACUUCUCAACCCUACUGAUUGUCUUUGGUUCAUAGUCAGCCAUUAUUGUUGUUUAAAAUUGACAUCUAAGAAAAUUUCAAGUAUAGAUAAAUUGCGACACAUUUUUCAUACAAAAUCUAGGAAACCAUGAACUAGAUCAAAGGCAACUUACAUACAAAAUUUUUUUUUAUGCUAUUUCCAUAAAAAUUUGCAAUAGUGUGUGGCACUUAAUUAAGUGGACGGUCCUUCCUUUCUUUAAUCAAUCACAAUUAUGACCGUAAUCGUAUUAUGUUUAAUAAAUCAUAAAUUAAAGUACAUACUGCAAAUAUGUUAACCUGUCACCCGCACCAUCCUAUAAUGUAAAUUCCAUAUUUUUAUGUAAAUAUGAAUAUUUACUAUGACUUUCUAUUUUUAGUAUAGAAUAAACUAUAUGUGGAAAUAGUUUGACUAUGUGUUGUGGUACACUUUGAUCUUCCAUCAUCCUUCACAAUUAUAUCCUGAAUCAUAAUAAUUGCUCAAAUUUUCAUGUGAAGUUUUAUCAAGUAUUUAAUGUAAAUAUUUCCUCGACACAGAUAAUAUAUCACUUAAAAAAAAUCUGAUACUGAACCAAUCUAAGUUUGGAAAGAGUUAUAUAUAAAUACAAAUUUCAAUUAUGUGGAAUAAUAUAUUAUAUAAAUAUAAUUAUUCAAUGAAGUCAUAGUAUAUUAAAAUAUGCAUGUUUAUUAAAUUAUUUAUUACAUUAUGUUAUUAAUAAUUGUGAUUUGGGACCUUGAUAACAUUUAAAAAAAACUUAGUCACUUAGCAGUAUUAUAAUAAUGAAAUUAGGUAUAAAUUUCACUCCAUAGAUUUAACUAUAAUAGAGUUAUUUAUUUAACUCCAUUAAUGCAUUUCUCCUUUUUUUUAUUAUUGCAAUACAGUAUUCACUCAAACUCAGAUACUCUUCUAAUUUUAACAGAAACUAUUUGUAACAACUUAUUGUUUGUAUUUAUGAGUUUAAUACAUAAUUAUUAAAAAAAAUACUAAUAAAAAUCUGUCUAGUCAAACCGGUUUUAAUGUAUGAUCAAUUUGCAUAAAAUAAAGCUUCUACAAUGUAAACAAUUGAAAGUGUAUUUUAUUUUACUGGGACAUGAAACUGCGUUAACUUUUUUUUUAUUGUGAAUGAGUUUUCGAUUCACAGUAAAAUAAAAUACAAUGCAUAGAAGUUACGCAAUUAUGAAAAUUAUAAUCCUAUUCAACUGGCUUUAAUAUACUAUACUGAAUCUAAAUUGUUUUUAUCUUGCACAUCAACAUAUCCAUAUUGUGCGACAGUGAUUGUACCAUUAUUUCGUGGUAGAGGAAACAUCUCGAGCAGGUCCAAGGACUUGUGACCUUAUAGUAGGUUUAAGGCUAGUAGGCUAGUAGGAAGGCAUCCCCUUCCUACUAGCCAACACUCACCUUCUCUGCCCGACAUGUUCAUACUAAACAAUAGGGAUGAUGACUUUUUUAAAUUGUAUAUAAAUUAGGAGUAUGCUAAUAGUAAAGCAAUUUUGUAAAAGUAAUAGGAUAUCUGGGAUCAUUACUUUCGGAGCUACAGAGAUUUAAAGGGUCAGAUUUGCGGCACUGCCGCGGAUCCCUGAAAAGCGCCCCAUACAUCAUGGUACGAUUUAAUGACGUCGUAAGUCCAUAAUGAUCGUUAGAUUUGCAUGGGCGGUGAAACAAAAUUACUAAAAUCUUUGUUAUUUAUUGUUUAUGUUUAAUAUAAAAUUUAUACAUUUAAUGUAAGGAAGCUAAAACUGUAUGAAUUUUCAUCUAAUUACGAUAAAAGAUUUUUAAUAGAUUUUGGAAUAUUAACUUAUUUAUUUUGCAAAUAUCCAGUCAAUCUUUGCUUUUUAUGUAUAAAUUAGUUAACAUUGACCCUAUUUACCCGAAUGUAUCAUAAAAAUCAAUAUAUUCAAACCUAGUCAUCAUCCCUAUUUAUGAUAGACAAUAAUAAUACUACUUGUAUGUGUAUGAAGCGAAAGACUGGACAAUAAAAUGACAGAAAAUUACACAUUUCGUCCAUUUAUUCAAACACCAGCACAAUGUGUUUUGUGUUUAAGUGCAGAAUAAAAAUAAUUUAGUUAUACAUAAAAGUAUACAUAGAUAGACAAUUUGCUUUAUACCAUAUCUUACUACUUGUAUGAUUUAUACUAUGAUGAAUUAUGUAUUCUAGUCAAUUUUUUGAUACUUUUUAUUAUUGACAAUUAUGAUUUCUGUGUAUUAGCUUUUUUAUUCUAUAAAAAAAAACAUUUUUACUUUAAUAAAUAAUUUAAGGCAUGUAAUAAACAUACGUCUUGUGAAAAUAGUUUUUAAUAAUAAUAAUAUUAAAGCGAACAAAAUAUUAUUAUUCUGUUCGUAGUUAAAUUUGUCAGAAUUGAGGGUGACUGUACAGUUGUACAUUGUUUAAUAUUACGUUCUUUUUAACUGUUAUACAGAAAAAUGUACUUAGUACAUAUAUGAUCGCUAAGUUAACAAAUCAGUUGUUAAUCUUUACUAAUGUGAUUGUAGCUUUAUAAUUUUAAACAUUUUUAUAACAACUUCUCUGGUAGUUUUUAAAGUAAAUGGGAAAUGUACAGUCCGCCUCGGUUAACUGUCAUAUGAAGCUUUAUAUUAUUAUUUGUUUAUCAUUAAAUUAGUUGCAAUGAUUGCAUAAUUUUUUAAUGUCACUUACAGCUAAUAAAUGUUCUAUAUAAUUCUAAAUACAUUCUGUUGGCCAUGUUAUUUAGUAAAUCUAAACACGUAUUUGUUCUUAAAACUCGAUAAUAGCUUUAACAUUUUGAGGUUGUACCUACCUACUAUUUCCCAUGUUCAGUUUUUUUUUUUGUUUUUUUAUAAGUUGUAUGAAAUAGUAGAUUUCAAGUUAACAGUGGUGUCUUUGGAACAAAGAACUUCGUAUAUACCUAAUAAUUAAACAAAUUUUCAAAAUUCAAAUAAACUUAUUUCAAGUUUAUAUGCACUUUUUUUUUAUCAAAUCAAAUAAUUUAUUUGCUAGAAUGUGGUACUUGUGUUGAUCUUAAAAUUAUGAGUUACCUAGACAUUCAACUAAUUACUUACUUAAAUGAAUAUUAGUUAAUUGUCAUUGUAGUGGCAAACCAUAAAUUAAUUUUAAAACGUAAAGUUACGUAAAGACUAUUUGUCCUACCUGUCGGAAGGCAGGUUCUGCUAAGAAGCAAGAAACUCAACAUUUCUCUUUUAAUGAUAUUUAUUUUUAUUCUUUACAAUAUCAAAAUGAAUAUUAAAUUAUUCAUUCAUUUUUGCAUGAUGGUUAAAGACGAUCAAGUUGCCUCCAAGCAUCAUCCAAAAUAUAUUAGUAUUGUUUAUUUUUAUUAAAUAAUGUCAGCAGAAUAUAAUAUAGUUACAUUUAUUAUUACUAUAUACCGUCCGAAAAUUGUCUGGAUGAGAGAGUGUGAUUGAAAUUAUGAAUGAUUGAUAUUCAGAAAUUGGUGUAAACAAUUUCCAUUAUUUUUAAGUAAAAUUUGACAUAAGGCCAGUGCCAGGCGUAAUCUAGCCUUAACUUUCCACAAUAAUAUAUUUCUUUUUACUCUAUCUUGUUUUGUAUUUCAACUGAAUUGGAAUUUCAUUCUGGGGCACACGUUUUCUGGUUAUUGGACAGUUGUUUAUUAUUUAAUAAAGAGAAAUACAACAAGUAACAAUAAUUUCAUAAGAACAUCAAACAAAAACAUAUAUAAAUGAGACUGCCUAAAGAGUUAAGAGCCGUAAUAGCCCAGUGGAUAUGACCCCUGCCUCUGAUUCCGGAGGGCGUGGGUUCAAACCCAGUCCGGGGCAUGCACCUCCAACUUUUCAGUUGUGUGCAUUUUAAUAAAUUAAAUAUCACGUGUCUCAAACGGUGAAGGAAAACAUCGUGAGGAAACCUGCAUACCAGAGAUUUUUCAUAAUUCUCUGCGUGUGUGAAGUCUGCCAAUCCGCAUUGGGCCAACGUGGUGGACUAUUGGCCUAACCCCUUUCAUUCUGAGAGGAGACUCGAGCUCAGCAGUGAGCCGAAUAUGGGUUGAUCAUGAUGAAAGAGUUAUGAAGAAGCGGGCCUUAACUGUACGGCAUAUGAACGUGUUUCUAAGAAUUACAAAAGACCCUAAACUACGAUAUUAGCCAUUGACCUUUUUACUGUAGCUAUUCAAAUUGUUUCGAAACAUUUAUCUGUGGUCACUCCAAAUGUGGUCGCUUAAUCCGGUAUGUCGUAGUAAGCAAUGAUUUUGAUAAAACAUUGCAGCUGGGACAUUUGACUACGGCCCAUAAGUAUAACCAGUAUGUUGUUCUAAAAGAUGUCGCCAUAAACGGUUUUAACUGUAUAUGCAAUAUACAUAUUCACGUAUAUUCGAAUUAGUGUGUACCCAGAAGUUUUAUAGACUGCAAAUCCCUUAGUUAAUUUCAUAAACAAAGACUUUUUUUAAAUUAUGGAAGUUAUGCAUUAGUAAUUAGAUUUUAAUCUAUCUGAAACGUAGUUUUAAACGACUAACUAGUCUCAUACAUUAUAUAAUAGCACAUAUGAUAUGCAAUAAUACAUCUUAUUGGUAACAAUGUCAUGUGAUUUAUUACCCAAGAGACUUAGACAGCAAUUUAAUCUAAAGUUAUAGACGUGCCUGCAGAAGUUAUGUAGAAUCCUAUGUCUCGAAUAGAUACUCUAUGUAUAAGCGUCUUAAAGUUAUACCUAAGAAAUUAUUUUUUGUGUUUGAAAAUAUUCCUUGUCUUACUUUAGCUACGUCGUAAACAAGACGUGGUUAUAGCUUAACCAGAAAAAUAAAAAAACUUACCAUGUUGCGGAAAAAAGCAACUAUUUUCAAACCAAAAUGUUCUAUUAGCACACACGUCUUAGACUCAAAAAUAAAUAGACUAUUGAUUGACGUGCUGCUGUCGUUGAAAAGAUAUUCGGUUUUGACGUUAUUCCCAGCACAACACACUUUGAAACGUUUUUUCUGUUGGUUACUAUUUAUUAUUUGUAACAAUUUGAGGUGUAAUUUUAUGCUUACACUACGUUUAUAAUGUAUUUUUAAUAUAAGUACGUAUAAAAUUUAUUACUACUCAGCUUUUUUGACCUGUCGCGUCGUUAGUUCUGAAUAAACGGAAUGCGUCAUGACACUGAAUAUCGAAUCGCUUGGUAUUGUUUCCUUACACAUAAGCUAUUCUCUUUUUUGAGAAAAUGAAAUGAAAUUAAUUGAAUUCAAAAAAGAGAACGACUUAUUGCAGAUGCAAUGCGCUAUUUGUUCGUCUAUUUAUUUCUCAGUCAACGACAUGAUUGGCACAUGAGGGUAUAGAGCUUGUGGCGCCCCCAAUUCAGUUUCUUUUUUAUAUUUCUGGUGAGGCUAAAUUUUGAAACUCGAUUAUUUUGUAAUUGUUUUUGAUUAGAUGUAGUGUAUUAUUACAAACCAGAACAGGUUUUAUAACUGAUUGCAUUGCAGUCUUUAGUAAGUCAAUGGGAGAUACACAAAUGCAUACACAAUGAAUUCUAUGGCAGCUCUAACCCUUAAUGCUGAUGAUAUAUUUUGGCAAUACUCCUAUCUUCUCAUCUUAAAUCUCCUAUAAUAUGGAAUUGGGAAUAGUGUCGGUAUCCAAUGCAGUCAUGUUUAACUUGCAAUAUACUGAAACAGGUAUAUUUGUAUGAUACAUUAAGGUCAGCGAAAACUGACGUAGAGGUGGCGAGGAUCAGUUUAGUAGAGUCCCACAUGUUUCGCUUACAGUCAGAGAGGCCACGCGUCCCUAUUUCUUCCUCUAGCACAGGGCUGUACUCUGGCAGAGCUUCAGCGCUCGCCCAAGCAAAAACAUAGAUUUUUUUUCUUUAUACAUGCAAAUAUAGACGUGCAAAAACAACAUUGAAUAGAGGUUAUUACUGAAUUAGAUGCUUGCCACUCCGUCUGUCUGCGCCGACCCUAAAUGCCGAGGAUAAUGUAAUUAGUGUAUUAUUGUAAUAAUAGAUCUAACGUUGUUGAAAAGAUGUGACUUAUUCAUACUUUUAUCUUAAAGGUUGUAACGUAAAUGACAAAGCAAUAUUUAUAGUUUUACAGUUAAAAUUAAUUAUGAUUUCGAUAUUGUCGUACUUAUAAUUUGCAUGCAUUAAAUAAUUGACCAUUUAUUAUAAACAUUUCAUAAGGAUACCUACCUAACCGCAUCGGUGCGAGUUUCAGAUACCAACUCGGUAAUUAUAUUUUUAUAAAUGUACAAGAAUAAAAUGUAUAUAAAUUGAUUACGCUUCUAAUUAACUUUUUUCUCAACUUUGUAAAAAGAAUGUUCCUUUUUUUUUAAAGAAAAUGUGUAUUAUUUAAAAUUUUCAAAAUAUGAUGCACUUUUUAGAAUUAAUGUUGUUGUGUGAAUUUUGUGUUAUAUUUACUUUUUUAUGUCGAACUUCAUAGACACCUUAUUUGUACAAUACCAAGUGAGAAGUUAUAGUGCAAUAUAGAUGUACUGUUUU
This is a messenger RNA of Bicyclus anynana (squinting bush brown), 11718 nucleotides long. Its product is annotated as F-box/LRR-repeat protein 16. The record is from RefSeq and is a predicted model, not a curated record. Bases 279 to 1640 code for a protein of 453 amino acids. Gene Ontology annotation, cellular component: SCF ubiquitin ligase complex. NCBI's taxonomy places the organism in Eukaryota, Metazoa, Arthropoda, Insecta, Lepidoptera, Nymphalidae. Gene Ontology annotation, biological process: SCF-dependent proteasomal ubiquitin-dependent protein catabolic process. Gene Ontology annotation, molecular function: protein binding. The transcript has 7 exons.